Opisthorchis viverrini is the source of this 1458-nucleotide messenger RNA. RefSeq lists its product as hypothetical. The record is from RefSeq and is a predicted model, not a curated record. Gene Ontology annotation, biological process: DNA integration. The coding region runs from base 1 to 1458 and encodes 485 amino acids. The transcript is spliced from 3 exons. Gene Ontology annotation, molecular function: nucleic acid binding. NCBI's taxonomy places the organism in Eukaryota, Metazoa, Platyhelminthes, Trematoda, Opisthorchiida, Opisthorchiidae.
AUGAAAGCAUUCCUUUCAUCCGUACCUCCGGAGCAGCAAGGACAAUUCAUUCUGUCCCGGCUAGAUGACUCCGCCGCCCGUCGUGUACUUCACUCAGGCCUUUCAUUGUCUGCUCCACCAGACAUUCUUUGGACCCAAUUGGCCUCCCUGUUUGCACGCUACCGCCGAGCACACCCGGGUGAGACACCGGAUGAGUAUGCCGACGCCCUCCGAGACCUUGCUUCAAAGGCACAUCCUGAGGAUUCUCCAAAAGUUUGUGAAGUGCACGCGGCCCAGCGAUUCGUGGCUGGGGUGCGAAACGCCGAGUUGAAGGCGAAAUUUCGUCGGAGAGGCGACCGGACCUUGAGCGACGCCCUCCAAAUCGCGCGGACGUACGAACACCUGUAUGACAGUGGAGAUACAGCCCCAAUUCCUAACCCAGUGUUUCCGAAAACGCAACGUCAUCGACAGGAUUUAUGGACCCCCACUGAAACCAAACCAAACCCUCGGAAUUGCUUCUACUGUAUGCGCUUCGGAAAGAAUGCCAGGCGCUGCGGCCACAACUCCCAUAACAGUAAGUCCCCGUUGUCCACAACUGUCCCUACCGCUUCUACCAGACAGUCCUCACCCCUAAUUUUAAUAGGGCAUUUGAACUCUAAACCUGUGAAUAUCUUAGUUAACACUGGUGCUUCCCGUUCGAUUGCUUCUAUUGAUUUAUUACGACCACAGCUCAAUAGUAGCCACAACUGCCCGGAACCUCUUACCGCCGAUGGAUCUAUCAUUUCAACACUUGGCGUAAAUAGAGCAGUACUUUCCCUAUCUGAUAUAAUUACCAAAUUCACGUUCAUCUGUGCACGAAUCAACUGGGACGUAAUUGUGGGCAUGGAUUUCUUAGUCAUGCACGGAGCCCACAUCGAUGCCCAGGCAGGUACCGUCUGGUUCUCUAAAUCAGAAUGUAACAGUACUUCGUCUGUUGACACAAAUAAGUUACGUGACUUGUGCUCCAACAUACCUGACACAGAAAGGAGUAGUGACCCAGCCUUUGAGAGUUAUUUACUGCGGGAAACAUGUGCACUCCUGGAGAUCCAUAAAACGAGGACAACACCGUACCACCCUGAAGGGAACGGUCUGGUGGAACGCACCAACAGGACCAUAAAGAAGAUACUAACUACCCUUGUGGAUCGCUAUGAAGAGGAACGGUGGGACGAACACAUCCACCUGUGCAUGCUGGCUUAUCGUGCGGCUGUACACGAAUCGACAGGCUAUGCGCCGGCAUUUCUACAACUUGGCCACAACCUUCGACUACCUUCUGACGCAGACACGCCCGUGGCCCCGGCAGACCUAGUUGGCAGUAACGAGUACGUCCGAUCGCUCCGCGAACGUCUGUUCGCCGCACUGCAAAUUGCUCGCAAAAACAUUGGACAUGCUCAGCAGCACCAAAAGUCUGUAUACGACCGCAGAUCAAACGGACCUGUGUAA